AUGCCUUUGACAGAGAUAGUUCGAGACGCGGAUAACCGUUUUGCUGACAUCAUUGAUGGUCUUCCUCCACAUCUACAACCAGACGAAGUCAAAACUGACGAGACACGAGCAAGAGAUGCUCUGUACCCCUGGAUUCCGUGGCAACAGGUCAAUCUGACCCUGGUAUUGCUAAAUUUCCGCCUUGCUAUAAACCGAUGUCUGCAGCAUGAGUGGUUAGCGGACCCAACAAACCUUAGCGGGCCGAGAGCCAUCUGCCUCAGCUCUGCGAAAGGUAUCAUUUGGAUCAGCCAACACUGGGCGGCUCCAAUAGCAAGGCGAAGACAAUGGGCAAUGUCGGUGCAAAUUUAUGCUGCGGGUGCUUUUCUUGCAGUCGAGUCGAAAGAAGAUUACGCCGAGGAAAUCGAUUUCUGCAUUUCUUAUCUUGACAAAGUUCAGGCAAAUAGUGCAGUUGCUGGCAAAGCCGCGAGAAUUUUACGAGAGUUCAUGGCAUCAAAUGUGUCCGAAGGUGGAACGGGGACGACUGUCUGA
Molecule: messenger RNA, 528 nt
Organism: Capronia epimyces CBS 606.96
Lineage: Eukaryota; Fungi; Ascomycota; Eurotiomycetes; Chaetothyriales; Herpotrichiellaceae
Exons: 2
Coding region: 1-528 (175 amino acids)
Source: RefSeq, a predicted model, not a curated record